CCCCGCCCCCGGCCCGUGCGUCCAGGCUGGCGCAGCGCUGCGCCCCCUCUGCGCCGGCCUCUGCGGCUGCGCGCUGGCGGGGCUGAGGCCGAGGGGUGGGGGUCGCGCCGGGGGCGGCGGAGCUCCUGUGGCGGCAGCGGUGGUAGCGGGAGAGUGAGCGAGACUAGCGGCCGCUGGCACACCCAGAGCGAACGGAGGAAGCGGUCAUGUCUCGCUACACGAGGCCCCCCAACACCUCCCUGUUCAUCAGGAACGUCGCGGAUGCCACCAGGCCUGAGGACUUGCGCCGUGAGUUUGGUCGAUAUGGCCCUAUAGUAGACGUUUACAUUCCACUUGACUUCUACACUCGCCGCCCAAGAGGAUUUGCUUAUGUUCAAUAUCCUUUAUUUUAUUGUCUGGUCAUAUUUGAAGAUGUUCGAGAUGCUGAAGACGCUCUUUAUAACCUCAAUAGAAAGUGGGUAUGUGGCCGUCAAAUUGAAAUACAGUUUGCACAAGGUGAUCGCAAAACACCAGGCCAGAUGAAAUCAAAAGAACGUCAUCCUUGUUCUCCAAGUGAUCACAGGAGAUCAAGAAGCCCCAGCCAAAGAAGAACUCGAAGUAGAAGUUCUUCAUGGGGAAGAAAUAGGAGGCGGUCAGACAGCCUUAAAGAGUCUCGACACAGGCGAUUUUCUUAUAGCCAGUCUAAAUCUCGUUCCAAAUCAUUACCAAGGCGGUCUACCUCAGCAAGGCAGUCAAGAACUCCAAGAAGGAAUUUUGGCUCUAGAGGACGGUCAAGGUCCAAGUCCUUACAAAAAAGGUCCAAGUCAAUAGGAAAAUCACAGUCAAGUUCACCUCAAAAGCAGACUAGCUCAGGAACAAAAUCAAGAUCACAUGGAAGACAUUCUGACUCAAUAGCAAGAUCCCCGUGUAAAUCUCCCAAAGGGUAUACCAAUUCUGAAACUAAAGUACAAACAGCAAAGCAUUCUCAUUUUCGGUCACAUUCCAGAUCGCGAAGUUACCGUCAUAAAAACAGUUGGUGAACAGCAACAGAAAGAGCACCACGCAGUCUUUAAUAUAAGUUAUUAAACUCUCAUUAUGUUAAAUAAAAAUUCUUUAAGGCAU
Molecule: messenger RNA, 1101 nt
Organism: Rhinopithecus roxellana (golden snub-nosed monkey)
Lineage: Eukaryota; Metazoa; Chordata; Mammalia; Primates; Cercopithecidae
Gene: SRSF12
Product: serine and arginine rich splicing factor 12
Exons: 5
Coding region: 207-1019 (270 amino acids)
Molecular function (GO): RNA binding
Source: RefSeq, a predicted model, not a curated record